Pollicipes pollicipes is the source of this 1194-nucleotide messenger RNA. Its product is annotated as receptor-binding cancer antigen expressed on SiSo cells. Lineage: Eukaryota; Metazoa; Arthropoda; Thecostraca; Pollicipedomorpha; Pollicipedidae. Gene Ontology annotation, cellular component: secretory granule. Bases 221 to 799 code for a protein of 192 amino acids. The transcript is spliced from 5 exons. The record is from RefSeq and is a predicted model, not a curated record.
GACGAGCUGUUUCGGAGAACUUGCGUAUCUGCGUCAUAUGCCGGCUUUUUUAGACCUUACCGGUAUCCGUGCCGCGUAGAGAUUAGUGCUGUGCGCCACUUUACCCGCAUUCCAAGCCAUAGGCAUUGGGGUCUUUCAGUGGGGCAGGCACGGAGCCAUGGAUAAAUAAAGGACGGUUGACAGGUGAAUGUCGCCAUAGUCAUAGUUACAUUUUGAAGACAUGGGUGUGGCGCGCCUGCUCUGGAUCCGGCUGAAGGCGUCGCUGGCCUGCCUGUGGGCGCUGGUCGGUCGGGCCUUCUGCUGUCGCAAGUGGCGCCGCAAGCUCUCCAACGUCGGCCCGCCCAUCUCGGUGGACGUGCAGUCGGUGCCGACCGACCAUGGCGAGCAGGACGACCCAGGGGCCGGCUGGAGCUGGGAGGAGCCGUCGGCCGUCGUCACCGUGCAGGACAAGAUUCGCGCCUACCGGGAGACGCGCUCGCGCGUGUCCGAAUCGGAGCAGCAGGCCCCCGAGCCGGACUUCUUCUCGGACAUGGCUCCGAGCAUAAGGCGCUCGCAGAGGGUGCUGGUCGGGUCGGAGGAGCCCUCGGCCGCCGUCGACGCUGCUGGUCUCUCCUCCCGGCUGGCCUACACCGACAGCAUGGUGAUGCCACAGGCCGCUGAGCUGACCGACUUGGUGGAACCGAGCGCCUGGGAGGCGGACGACAUCCAGCCGGACGCGCUGCAGAGUCACCAGCGCGCGCUGCGGCUGCAGCAGCUGCAGCGUAAGCGCGAGCAGCGUUCCGGGCCGCCCGUGCGGUGACGCGCCGGCCCCAGCCCCAGCCCACCACGGCCGCCGGCCUGACGUGCAGCCGCCACCGGCGUACCGCGGGACGAGCGCUCAGAUGCGGACGGUUGCCUCUGUUUGCGUGGUCUCAUGCGGCUGUUGAGAGAGGAGAAUGGUCGGUGGCCUCGGCAGUAGUCGUGUUUCUGUUGCUCGCGGUUGAUCCGCGGCACGACGCCCUGCUUGCGUUGUAACGAGAGGGCCGGGACGCGGAGCUUUGUUUUCGAAUUCCUUGACCGUCCUGUGGCAAUCGCGGCCCCUCGCCGGCGAACCGUGAUGUGUGGAGAGCUUUGUUAUCUUGUAUGUCGCUGCGACUUUGGGGGCUAGUGGUGUAUGUUGAUUUUGUUCCAUGAAAACAUGAACAAAGGCAGUUA